Zeugodacus cucurbitae (melon fly) is the source of this 1797-nucleotide messenger RNA. RefSeq names its product myrosinase 1-like. Gene Ontology annotation, biological process: carbohydrate metabolic process. NCBI's taxonomy places the organism in Eukaryota, Metazoa, Arthropoda, Insecta, Diptera, Tephritidae. The coding region runs from base 93 to 1697 and encodes 534 amino acids. Gene Ontology annotation, molecular function: beta-glucosidase activity. The record is from RefSeq and is a predicted model, not a curated record. The transcript is spliced from 6 exons.
CUCCUUUCGGCAUAUUUGUUGAAGGUAAACCAGCAGUACCGGAAUACCGCAGUUGUUCGCUUUCUAGUUGUGGUAGAUAAAAAGUUCACAUAAUGAAGGUUCAAACCUUUGUUCUCCUCUGGGCAUGUUUCCUCUGUGUAUCAUUUGCAGAUUUCGACAGCGAGAAUAGCGCAAAGCCAUGUGAAUUGGCUCAUAAAGGUGAAAAUAUUGAGUUUCCGAAGGAUUUUUCGUUCGGCGUGGCAACCUCGGCUUACCAAAUCGAAGGUGCAUGGAAUGAGGAUGGCAAAUCUCCUUCCGUCUUUGACACUUUCACUCACGAACACCCCGAACAAAUUAGUGAUCAUUCUACAGGAGAUGAUGCCGCAGAAUCUUACCAUCGUUUCGAUCAAGAUUUGGCAGCCUUAAAGGAGCUUAAGGUGAACUUCUAUAGGUUUUCCAUUUCAUGGACCAGGGUGCUGCCCAACGGAGAUACCUCAGUGAAGAAUCAAAAAGGAAUCGAUUACUAUAACAUGGUAAUCGAUAAGCUACUGCAACAUAAUAUCAAACCUAUGGUGACAAUGUUCCAUUACGAUCUGCCGGAAUCGAUUAAUAAGUUCGGCGGCUUCGCAAAUAGCUCAAUUAUGGAUUAUUUCGAGGCAUACGCUUCUUUCUUGUAUGAAACUUUUGGUGAUCGUGUCAAAUUAUGGAUCACAUUUAACGAGCCCUAUGUAAUUUGUGGAUGUGGGUAUGCAACUGCUAUAUUUCCUCCACUGGUGCACAAUCCUGGUGUUGGGGACUAUAUUUGUAUGGAUAAUUUAUUGCGAUCACAUGCACGGGCUUAUCGUUCCUAUAAAGAGAAAUAUUACAAUUCUCAAAAGGGCAAAGUAGGUAUUACUAUUAAUACUCAAUUUUUCUAUAGAAAAGACGGUCAAUCCUCUGAUGAGCUCGUGGACCGUGCAAUGCAGUAUGAGCUUGGUUGGUUGGCUGAUCCAAUUUAUAGUACAGGAAACUAUCCCGCUGGCAUGAUACAAGACAUCGCGGAGAAUAGUAAGAUUGAGGGGUUAGCCGAGUCACGUCUGCCUGUCAUAAACAGUACCUGGUCCGAAAUUAUCAAAGGAUCUGGUGAUUUUCUAGCAGUUAAUUAUUACACUUCCAAUUAUGUUGAAAUAGCUACACCCCCCGGAGGUGAGGUACCAUCUAGACAAUACGAUUCAAAAAUAAAGGUUUCAGUAGAUGAUAAAUGGAGGCAAGCCAAAUCGCAAUGGCUAUAUUGCGUACCGCAAGGACUUGAAGAUCUAUUAAAAUGGAUUCGUGACAACUACAACAAUAUUGAAGUGUUUGUAACGGAGAACGGCUGGAGCGACGAUGGACAAUUAGACGACCCUCAACGUAUCGACUAUCUUAGGGCUCAUUUGCAAGCCGUUCUCAACGCAAUAAAUGAUGGAUGUAAUGUAACACACUAUACUCACUGGAGUGCAAUAGAUAAUUUCGAAUGGGUUACGGGAUACACUCAGAAGUUUGGUCUCUAUUAUGUAAAUAUGACAAGUGCCAACAAAGAGCGUAUUCCCAAGAAAUCAGUCUCAGUUUACAAGAGUGUGAUAGAAAGCCAUAUAAUUCCGGAGGCGAGCGGAGCACUUUCUCUUCGUCCCUGCGGCUUAAGCUAUAUAGUAGUUAGUCUAGUCAGUGUAUAUAUCACAAUAACAGUAUUGUUUAAUUAAGCAUUUCAAAAUACUCGUAUACAUAUCAUUGUAUUUAUCCAUAUACUUAUAUAAACUAGUAGAUCCGGCCACGCGCUUCUGUGGAUAAUUUAUAUUUUGU